GGCCUGACCUUGAAAGCGGAACGGGGUCCUUCGAUGGGUCCUUCCAGGAGGUGACUUUCAGCCGGCCGUUCGAGGCCACGGACUUUCCAUCCUAGAACCAUGGCCCAGUUUGUCCGUAAUCUCGCAGAGAAGGCCCCGGCACUGCUAAACGCUGCUGUGACUUACUCGAAGCCUCGAUUGGCCACAUUUUGGCACUAUGCCAAGGUUGAGCUGGUUCCUCCAACCCCUGCUGAGAUCCCUACAGCUAUUCAGAGCUUGAAAAAAAUAGUCAAUAGUGCUCAAACUGGUAGCUUCAAACAGCUCACAGUUAAGGAAGCUCUGCUGAAUGGUUUAGUGGCCACUGAGGUGUGGAUGUGGUUUUAUGUCGGUGAGAUCAUAGGCAAACGUGGCAUCAUUGGCUAUAAUGUUUGAAGACCAAUCGUUCACAUCUGUUUCUUUUGGGUUUAUUAUUCGAAUGUUCUUGGACCAUAUGUGAUCAGACUGGUAUUUGAAUAAAAUAUGUCAAAAUCAGCAUUUUCUAUAUCAAACAUUGCGUAGAUGGUCACAUUUUCUCUUGACAUUAAGUUGGAUUGCCUUUUGCUUUAUUAUAGCUCUAAAUGCAUGUCUUUGCUUAGCCUGAAAUUGAAAAGGAUAUAUGUGAAUAUACCAACUUGUUACAAUA
Molecule: messenger RNA, 661 nt
Organism: Rhinolophus ferrumequinum (greater horseshoe bat)
Lineage: Eukaryota; Metazoa; Chordata; Mammalia; Chiroptera; Rhinolophidae
Gene: ATP5MG
Product: ATP synthase membrane subunit g
Exons: 3
Coding region: 100-411 (103 amino acids)
Biological process (GO): proton motive force-driven ATP synthesis
Molecular function (GO): proton transmembrane transporter activity
Source: RefSeq, a predicted model, not a curated record